Molecule: messenger RNA, 950 nt
Organism: Arachis stenosperma
Lineage: Eukaryota; Viridiplantae; Streptophyta; Magnoliopsida; Fabales; Fabaceae
Exons: 3
Coding region: 46-498 (150 amino acids)
Cellular component (GO): nuclear envelope; endoplasmic reticulum; membrane
Molecular function (GO): glutathione peroxidase activity; glutathione transferase activity
Source: RefSeq, a predicted model, not a curated record
CAUCGAUCUGAUAUUGAACUAUUAUUAUUACUCAUCAACAGAAAAAUGGCGACGAUAAUUGAGUUGGUCCCAAAAGAGUAUGGGUUUGUGGCGAUUGUUCUUGUAAUAUACUGUUUCCUGAACUUUUACAUGGCUGCACAGGUUGCCAUUGCUCGCAAGAGGUACAAGGUUCCUUAUCCCACCCUUUAUGCUUCUGAAUCCCAAAACAAAGAUGCCAAACUCUUUAACUGCAUUCAGAGAGGGCACCAAAACUCUUUAGAAACAAUGCCAAUAUUCUUCAUGCUCAUGAUUUUGGGAGGGUUGAAGCACCCUUCAAUUUGUGGUGUCCUUGGAGUGCUUUAUAUCAUUGCUCGCUAUUUCUACUUCAAAGGCUAUGCCACCGGUGAUCCCAUCAACCGUCUUAAGAUCGGGAGAUUAUUUUUUGUGGCGCUUGUGGGUCUAAUGCUGUGUGCAAUUUCAUUUGGGUGCACUCUUCUCCACCGCCCUUGUAGCUCUUAAUACCUCUACCUUAAUUUGCUAUUUCAAUAUUUCUUUUGUCUGCCAUUCUUCGACAAAAAAGAUGGUCAUGUAACUUAUUGUAUUGUAUUGUAUUACACAACUCAAGUGAAAGGACUACGUAUGUCUGGAAUCUAGAUAUAAUAAAUUAGGUGAAAACUUAGGUGAAGUCGACUCACGUGAAGUUGAUAUCUAAGAACCGUUAGAUGAAAAUUUAGUCAAAUCAAUCAAAUCAUCUAACGAUUCUCAGGUAUCGACUUCACGUGAAGUCGACUGCACAUGAGUUUCCACCAAUAAAUUAAUAAUACAGUUUGAAGUGAUUUUUUGGGGUGAUUUUUUUUUAUACAUUUAUGUAUAUGUUGCAUUAUAAAUUUUUGUAUAUAAAUAUGUGAAGACCAAAAUAUGUAUAAAAUAAUAUAGGCAUGAGCUUGUAAUGAUAUUUUACGUCAAUAAAA